ACAGUGUUUUUUUUCACAAGAACUUGACGGUUUUGCACCCAGUCAAAUUUCCAGUUCUGCUUUGCGCAAGGAUCAGGAUUUUGACGACGUCGACGCGUGAUUAUUCUUGAGUACGACGACCACUCGUUGUGGCGGAUGCGCCGCGCUGGGGGCGUUAGGUAGAUGCAGGUAUCGUGCGACGUAGUCGUUCAGCUUUUGCUCUUUGCUGGUUUUUUCCGCCAACGUCAAUCCUUGAUAACCCUCAUAAGCAUCGAAGCAGGGGUAGUCCCUCUGCAAAUGCCAAGGUGGACCACCAGCUGCAAUACGAGCAUGUCUGCAGUGGAAGACAGUAAGGGAAAUCGAUUCAAGAAUCCUCUCUGCGGGGCCGCGUCCAAUGGCUUACGCGUAUGUGUUACCAAAACGUAGUGUUCGUCCCGCUGCCCUUUGUCCCCGUACUGGUCUUUCGUGGACUUCCAACGUAUUUUAUUAAUCUUAACGGAUGUUUCCCCUUCACUUUGGGGAGGUUUACUCGCACGCAAACCCCGAUAUUUCGAAUUCGAGCCCCAGCCCGACCCCACGAACCCGCCGCUGUUCCGGCCCCGAGGAAACGCCAACUGGAGAACUGAGAGGUGCGUUUGAGUCGCGGAGGACAGCCGCUGCUGCAGUAGAUGGAAGCAACAUCAGCGAGGCUGUCGACCGAUGAAUAUUCUGUCUCAGGAAUAAGGGGACCCUCAUGAGCAGUGCUUUGCUCGCUUUCGCGGAGAACUGAGAGAAUCCUGGCAAGCACUGGUACGGACCAGCGGCAUUCACGUGGGCCGUUCGGUCUUUCCGCGAGGAAGAGUAGCGAUGCUUUCGCGCUCUGGACACACCUCUCUCGUUUGCCGUGCUGCAGCCAAGUUGUUGAGCAUACGACUGUUUCAGAAAUUUGUGGUUGCUGUUAGCUUGUGCAUCCUAAACUGACUGUUCAGAUAGAGCCUAGUCCUGUGCGACACCGCGACCCUCGAGGGUCGCCGCGCACGGUGAUUUUUCUCUGGUGGUCUCUACGGCCCGCGUCGAUGUCAGGCACCGGCUUUGUUUGCUGGUGCAUCGCCGUCAAGUAUGAAUUUUUGGCGAUGUGCGCUAGGUUGCACGGCGGUUUUGAUCUCUGUUCACGCGACAAGCAAUCCACUGGGGUGUGUCUGACGCCACAAUUAGUCAGGCAGAGCUUCCGGGAACUUCCGGCGCAGCCGUGCGCGUUUCUUAUCCGUGGUUCGAGCUUCUGCGUUUUCGGGAACAGUCCUGGAGCGGAAAUCCCUGUGGGCUUCCGUUGGUAGCUAGAUAUACCGCCUGCCCCCCUCUGCCCUGCAGUUAGAGACGUGCAGCGUUUUCGCGGUUGAUUUCUUUCGCUUUUCUUCCAAAAUCGCUUGAACAACGAAAACCCAUGCCUCCUCCUGUUGUCUCUCCGGAAACGAACGAGGAGAAUAUCCGUUCCAGGCCUGCGCUGGAGCUGGGUGAUGUCUCCUGCUGGCUUCCUCUGAAUCUGACGGACUCUGUCGCGCUGUGGCGUUCCUACGUUUUCCUUUUUUCUUUUCACGUGCAAGAAGAGUCCUUGUGUUCAUUCCCCUUCUGGGAAGUCGUUACGGACCCGAAUGCCGUGACUUUCGUUUCCUUCUCACGGAACCGGAUCCCGUAAAAGCAUUGAGGAAUCGGUUGCAUCGCUCAAAGAGCUCUCUCUGACACGUGCUUCUUCCCGGAAGCGACACAGUUCCUCGCGGCUCCUUUCUUCUACUGUGAUUCCGACAUAUCCCACGCGGUUUACCUCGAACUCAACGAAAUUGUGCUAGGCGGAGUUCGGAAUUCAUGCCAUUCGUCUUCCGUUUUCAGUUUUUGUGGAAUUGGGACAGUUGUUGUGCCUUUCCCGACGCGUGCAAGCCCACUUGCUGCGUAUGCGAGACCCCUUCGUGAAUUUUUGCUCAGAUCCCCUUUCGUUCAGUCAAAAAUUGCAGCGUCUUUACUCUGCGGGCGCUUCUCUGUGUAUUUUUAACCCAAAUUUAAGGAAUUUCCCGAGCGACCACGUGGUUCCACUGGCGCCUCGCUACAUGCCCGAGCAAUCAGAGGUCAUGGGAGGGCGGAUUUCUCGGCAGCGCGGCGGAGCCCAGAGCCAAGCUCCUGACCCCCGCCACCCGAACUCUAGCUCUACGAGCGGGGUAGCUCGUUUAGGCCAGUCGGCGUCCCCGGCGGACCGGAAAGUCUCUUCUCGCCACCCCCAUGUCGCUGGACAACCUCACAUGAGCUCCCGCCUGCAGGCGCCCACCCCGUCUCAGCGGGGGACGUCCCCGGCGAGCUCGGAGGCAGGGGACCAGCGCUCGAGCUCUUCCGGACGAACGUCUGCAGGCCGAUCCAGAGGCGCUGGGCUCUUCUCUAGCACCUCCACCCAGAAGAGCAAGCCGUCGCAGAGCGCCAAAAGCACUUCGGCAACCGCCACACUCUCGCCUCAGCCAUACACGCCGACCCCCGAGUCCCACAGAGGCGGGACUGGGGCUUCUCCGGUCACGGGCAGGUCCCCGGCCUCGGGGAUUGGGAAGCGCUGCGUGCCCAGCCCCGGUGCCGGCGCCGCGGCCGCGAGGGAUGAGGCUCACUCGCGCCACGUCAUUCGACACCCGAGCGACAGCCGCCAAGUCGCCGAGGCGCCAAUCUCGCGGGACAAGGAAGGCGGAAUCGACCGCUCCAAGUUCAUUCUGGAGAACACUGGUGCAUUGACCGACUUCUAUGAAAUUGACACUGCGACGCUCGGCCAGGGAACCUACGGCUCGGUCUCGAAGGCUCGCAAGAAGGACACUGGACAAAUGCGCGCCGUGAAAACCAUCAGCAAGAGCCAGGUCAAAAACUUGGAACGCUUCAGACAGGAAAUCGCCAUCAUGAAGGAGCUCGAUCACCCGAAUGUCAUCAAGCUCUUUGAGACGUUUGAGGACCACCGAAAUAUAUACCUCGUUAUGGAGCUGUGCACCGGCGGCGAGUUGUUCGAUCGAAUUAUCUCGGAGGGUCGCCUGACAGAGAAGCAGGCUGCCGUUUUGAUGAAGCAGAUGUUCUCUGCGGUCCAUUACUUGCACUCGAAUAACAUUAUGCACAGGGACUUGAAACCGGAGAACUUCCUUUUCCUCGACUCGGCCCGCGACUCUCCUCUGAAGAUCAUCGACUUCGGUCUUUCCUGUCGCUUCAAAAAGGGAGAAUUCGUUUCCACCAAGGCAGGAACCCCGUACUACGUGGCGCCUCAAGUUCUGCAGGGGAAGUACGACUUCCGAUGCGAUGCUUGGUCCUUGGGAGUUAUUCUGUACAUUCUGCUUUGCGGGUACCCGCCUUUUUAUGGAGAGACAGACGCCGAGGUUCUCGCAAAAGUGAAGACCGGAGUCUUCUCGUUCAGCGGGCCUGAGUGGAAACGUGUCAGUGAGGAGGCCAGGGAGCUCAUUCGCCACCUCAUUAACAUCAACCCGCAGGAGCGAUACACUGCCGAGCAAGCCCUCCAGCAUCCGUGGGUGACGACACUUGCUCGCAACAGCCAGAACGUUGCUCUGCCUACCACUCUGAUGUCAAAUUUGAAGGCAUUCAGAGCGCAAAACAAGUUGAAGAAGGCCGCGUUAACCGUCAUUGCGCAGCAUAUGUCAGAGAAGGAAAUCGACCACCUUCGACAAAUCUUCAUGACUCUCGAUGUCGAUAACAGCGGAACGUUGUCAGUUCAAGAAGUUCGCGAGGGACUGAAGCGUCUUGGGUGGACGGAGAUUCCCGCCGAUUUGCAAGCCAUCAUCGAAGAGGUGGAUUCAGACAAGUCUGGGCAUAUCGAUUACACUGAAUUUAUUGCUGCCACGAUGGACAAGAAGCUGUACAUGAAGGAGGAUGUCUGUUGGGCUGCUUUCCGCGUCUUCGAUCUGGACGGCAACGGGAAGAUCUCGCAAGACGAGUUGAAGAAAGUCUUGGGAAUGCCCGAUGUUGAAACCGCCGUCGGUCGAGCCACGAUCGACGCUCUCCUCACCGAAGUGGAUCUUAAUGGAGACGGCGAGAUUGACUUCGACGAGUUUAUGUACAUGAUGAGGAAGAAGGACCCCACGGAGAAACGCUUCGACAUGUCGACGAGAAAGACCGUCAACGCCGCAGCUGUUGCAUCCCCGGAGACCCGCCGGGCCGUGGUUCAGCGGCCUACCCUGGGCAGUGGGCCGCCGCAUGCGUGUGACUCUCCCAGCCCGAGAGUCUCGGAGCGAGGGACGCCCACCGAGACACACAAACUCGAGUCCGCAGGUGCUGCCCCCAGUUAAACCAGGAACGUGGAGCUUUUCAGCGCGAGCGGGCUGGGUUUGAAGAAAACGGAAGAACGGCCUGACAAAGAAACCGUGACGCAAAGGCGUUGAAGCCUUGUAUGCGACGGUGAUGGAUGUGUGUAAAUGAUGGCGGUGGAACUGUACACGCUAACCCUGAAAUUGGAAGAGACAAAGUGCAAGGAGUGUUACCCAAACGCCCAUCUUUCCUGUGGCAAUUGGGGGGCCUUCGCGUCGCGCUCGUCGGAGACAGGAGGCGAGGGGCCUGCGCGAGUCGCUCAGAAGCCUUUGAAAGGGAUGCAGGGCGCCGUAAUUUCCUUUGAGUCGGAAGUUUUUUCGAGGAGGUGCGAAGGCGAAAGGACGGUCGUUCCCAGCUUUAGGAUUUUAUGCAGUUGAAUACGAGUCACAACCUCUGCCGGCUUCUAGCAAAGUCUGAAUCGCGAGGAGAUUGGUAUAUGCGAAAUCGUGGCUCCGGGGGUGUGUGAUUCAUAAACCGCGGAACGUUUACGCCUCGGGCAAAGGUCGGGGCUGUCGUCAGGUUCAAGCCCUGCGCCUGCGUGGUCUACGCGUGCCUUGAAUUCUGUCGGAGAGUUUUUGCUGUUCCAGUUGUUUUCGAUCGCGUGCUUCGAAUUCGGGUCGCUAGGACUUCUCUGCAAAAGAGGAGACACGAGCAUCCGGGUCCAUAAUAGAUUGUCGGUUUCUACGUGGAGUUGGAGUCUGCGGGCGACGGGUCGCGAGGUUUCUUUGUGGAGACGCGCUGGGCAGAACAGCGGCUGUCUCAUUCUUGUCCUCAUGCUUGCUUAAGCAUAUACGCCUGUCUUUGUAGAUAGAGGUGAAUGCGUGUGGAGUCGAACAUGAAGGCGGCGACGUUGGUGGCAACACAGCGAGGAGAGGGGAGAAAGGUAGAGGCGAAAUGCGGCUUGAGACAGAGGACGAUCGAGAGAAGCAGGUAUCUUGAGAGGCGCAGCGGAUGAGCAAAACGACUCAAGAGAGGACACAGGAGAAGCAAAAGGGCGAAGGAGAGGGCAGAGUCCUGACGGCGCAGACACGCGAACGGAUUUGUGAUCAAUUUGAGGCUUCAGGUCUCUUUGGCCGAGCGCGUGAACAGGAGUCACCGCUGACCGCGAGAGGAGACAGCGGAAGCCAGAGAUGUGCUCGUGUCUAUGUUUAUUGUUCGAUCUUGCCUUCGUUUUUUCAUAGAGGUUUUUGAGCGUCGCUCUGCCGCUGCUCUCCAGCGUUUUUGCUGCCAACGGAAAACCUGUAAAUCUUUACUGGGGGGGACUUCUGCAGAGAGGCCUCCGCAUUCGAAGCUUGCACGCGGUCUCUUCUGCGAGGAUUCCUCAUCCGUUAUUCGUCGUAUAUGGGUAUACACGUGCAUUCCUUCGCUCCCUCGCGAUUAUAAAUUUUUUGGUCUCCAGGUGGCCACUCAUGAGCGCGCUGUCUCGGUUCCGUCCUGUCCAUCUAACCUGGAAACUGUUGACAUUUGUUCCCCACUCCCACCUCAGCUCUGACGGGGCACACAUCUUGCCCACUUUCACACAUUCACGUAUCUUUCCUUUCUCCCUCACCGGAUACGUUUUUGUGUUCCCCCGUUCGUAUUUUUGUUGUACAGAGCUCGUGUGCAAUGGUUUCUGAGUGUUCCCAGUCGGCCUCGUGCGCGCUGUUUCCUCAUGCCCCUCUCGGACUUUGCAAGUGCAAUUCGUUCUCCCCAAUCGUUUUUACGGAAUCCCCUUGUGGGUCACAUGGGGCUAAAACAGUGGCCGCACCCGACAAACCGAAGAGUCUCCGCCUGGGUGGUUCCUCUCGCAAGGAGAGCCGCCCACCGGCGGAAGACCCUCCUGUGCUGGCCUGCCUUUCGACUAUCUGGGGCGAACGGAAGCUCUCUAGGUUUACUCAAAGUGCUGACUUUUCUAGAACAAAUCAGGUGACAAAUCCCCCCGGAACAGACCGGAAAUGCCUACAGAUGACCUACAAGAAAUCCC
This is a messenger RNA of Toxoplasma gondii ME49, 6247 nucleotides long. RefSeq names its product calcium-dependent protein kinase CDPK2A (gene CDPK2A). Gene Ontology annotation, cellular component: nucleus; cytoplasm. The transcript has 12 exons. The record is from RefSeq and is a predicted model, not a curated record. The coding region runs from base 1905 to 4265 and encodes 786 amino acids. Gene Ontology annotation, molecular function: calcium/calmodulin-dependent protein kinase activity; calcium-dependent protein serine/threonine kinase activity; calmodulin binding. NCBI's taxonomy places the organism in Eukaryota, Apicomplexa, Conoidasida, Eucoccidiorida, Sarcocystidae. Gene Ontology annotation, biological process: peptidyl-serine phosphorylation; intracellular signal transduction; protein autophosphorylation.